Molecule: messenger RNA, 3273 nt
Organism: Pseudozyma hubeiensis SY62
Lineage: Eukaryota; Fungi; Basidiomycota; Ustilaginomycetes; Ustilaginales; Ustilaginaceae
Exons: 1
Coding region: 1-3273 (1090 amino acids)
Biological process (GO): telomere maintenance via telomerase
Cellular component (GO): telomerase catalytic core complex
Molecular function (GO): telomeric repeat DNA binding; telomerase RNA binding
Source: RefSeq, a predicted model, not a curated record
AUGGCACGAACCCUUGAACCGAGUGAGAUGCCACAUCCUCUGCUCAUGCGAAAGAGGUCGAGAAGGCUCGACAGGGUGGAUUCAAGGAUCAGCGUACGAUCGACGAACUCAGCACACGAUCUUGACGUUGCUCGGAUUCGAGCAUCUGCCUGUGGCAGCGCAGAACGAAAGCCAUCGGAGAUUGUUCUCGUCCGCAGCAGGAUGUUCUACGCCCGCUCCUCUCGCAACAAAUCCGGUCGUGUCGAAGUCGGCCUGCCCAGCGUACACGUUCUACCCCGAUCGUCCAGCAAGAAGGAGCUCGACAAAGUCCUUCCUUCAUUCAGCGCAUCUUCCAACUCCCGAUCCUCUCGCAGCAAGUCCCUCCCACCUCGCUCUGUGUUCAACAGCAAGCACGACCUCAGAUCCUCCGAAAUGCGAUUUCACGAACGACGCACCCGGCACUUGGCUAAGUACGUCUUUCCGCGUCACUUUGGCCUUCACAACGUCUUCACCGGCCAGCGAGACUACGAUACCACCACUCAGCCUUUCAGAGACUACACGGUCAGAGAGGUCGAGAUCAAAUUGCUGGGAGCAAAGCGCACACCUAAGGUGCUGAGACCGGUCCUUCCAGUGUUGGCAAAGAUUUUGACCCGGCACGACAAGCUGAAUUACAGAGCAUUGCUGGAGCGCUGUUGUCCGUCCAGGGUACCGAAGGGGAGGCUGACCGCGCAGGAAAGGCAGCAGAUCGUGCAGGAUUUGGCCGAGGUCGAAUCGAUGCAGCAGCCGAGUGUUUGUCAGGAUUUGCCUGUCAAGGCUGUGCAGCAAAAGAAAGGCGAGCGGACGGCGCUGGCGUCUUCCACGCAGAACAACAUUGUCAAGGCGCAAGCCAGCUCAGCGGGUGAGAAAGAUUCGGUGAAGGCGACGUUCGAGCUGGCGCCACCAGCUCCUCGUAAGCCUCGCUAUACCAACUACGCCGUGCCCACCACCGGUCAAGUGGUACAUUUCAUCACACUAGCCAUCAAAUCUCUGCUCCCACGCGAUCUAUUCGGCUCGCUGCACAACCAAAAGCUGGUCCUCGCAACCAUCGGAGACUUUGUGCGACUUCGACGCUACGAAACCUUCAACCUGCACCAGAUCGCGCAAUCCUUCCGAUUCACAGACGUCGACUGGGCCUUACCUCCCAGUGCGGUGAAAUGCAAUCGCCGCCUGACACGUCAAGAAUCAGAGUCUCGGAAGAAGCUCGUCCUCGAAUUGCUGUAUUGGCUCUUUGACGGACUGGUGAUCCCGCUUCUUCGCACCACCUUCUACAUCACCGAGACUGCCGCGUAUCGAAACAAAGUCUUGUACUUUCGUCAGGACGACUGGCACGUUCUCUCACGACCUGUACUGGGUCAGCUGAAGGAGUCGAUCUUUGAACCGCUGACCAGAGCCGAAGCGCUGUCGAUGAUGUCUUCGCGCAAAUUGGGGUAUUCGCACGUAAGACUCUUGCCAAAGGAGACGGGAGUCAGGCCGAUCGUAAACCUCAGACGUCGUAGUACGAAACAGGUCCAUACGGAUCAGCAGGGUGCAUCGCAGGAGGCGAGUGGGAAGGCGAAGAAGCUGAAGUCGAGCGCUGCGCUGGCAAAGCAGAGGAAGGAAUCGCUGAUAUUGGGACAGUCGAUCAACUAUAUCUUGCAGUCGGUGUUUCACGUGUUGACGUAUGAAAAGGGUCGGAUGCUGAGCAGUGGAGGUGAUGACGAAGGUCAUAGCAGGGAUUGGAGGGACGAGGAGGACGUUGGUAUCGAUAUGCUUUCGAGCUCGGUGUUUGGGCCCAACGAAAUCUACACACGGCUGAAGACGUUCAAGCAGCGGUUGACGCAGGACCAGCCCGGAAAGAAGCUGUACUUUAUCAAAGUCGAUGUGAGGUGCGCGUUCGACUCUAUCGAUCAGGGCAAGUUGCUCGAGAUCAUCGAAAAGAUCCUUUGCAAGGUUGGGACCGACGAAGCAGAAGGAUAUCGUAUUCAUCGGUUUGCAAAAGUCAUGCCUUCCUCUACGAUUCACGAUGCCAAGACCCAACAACCAACCACUGGUCCUUCGAAAGCGACCAAAAGGGAAUUCGUGCGGCUGGCACGACCCGACACGGAACACAUUGACUUUUUCUCCCUCGCCUCGUCCCUCGCCGUCGCCCUCCAUGACGUGGUCUUUAUCGACUCUGUCACCUACCGAUACGAGUCCACCUCGCUCAUUCUCAAACUUUUGCGUCAGCACAUCACGGAGAAUCUCAUCAAGAUCGGACGCGAGUUCUACCGACAACGAGUGGGCAUCCCCCAAGGGUCGAGUCUGUCCACCCUGCUGUGCAGCUUCUUCUAUGCCGAUAUGGAGUCACGAGACCCCUUUUUGAGCAGUCUACGCUCGGAUUCUCGAAGGAAUAUGUUGAUGCGAUACACGGACGACUUCCUCCUGGUGACGACGAGCAAGAGAACCGCGAAGAAAUUCUACCAAGUGAUGCGCAAAGGUCACCCCGAAUACGGAUGUUUCAUCAGCCCCGAAAAGACUCUCGCGAACUUCGAUCUCGUCGACCCGGACACUUCCACCACUCCGCUCAUCCCACGCAUCUACACCACCGAAUUUCCAUGGUGCGGUCUCACCAUGAACACCAAAACCCUCUCGGUAUCCACCGAUCUCACCCGGUAUAAAGGUCUCGACAUGCGCGACACUUUGACGGUGGAAUACAGUCGAAAACCCGGUCUCGCUCUGGUGGAGAAGAUGAUCCAAUCCGUAAAAUCACGCUGUCACAUCCUGUUCACAGACACGGCGUUGAACGGGGAUCGGAAAGUGUACGGAAACGUCUACUCGUGUUUCCUGGUGGCAGCGGUGAAGUUCGAAGCGUAUCUGUGGGAGCUGAAACGGUUCAGGGUGAGAUUUGAAGCGGAGUUUCUGUGGAGAGCGAUACAGAAGCUGGUGGGAUUUACGGGAAGAUACAUUGGGAGCAGAGCUGGGAGUGCGAAGGCGAAGUUUCAGGCGAAAGGUGAAAAGGGUGGAGGAGGCAGGAAGAGGAGAAGGAGUGGGAGGUGGAAGGUCAGCUGUACGGUGAGACCGCAUUACGUGCAUUGGCUGGGAUACGCAGCGUUCUUGACGGUGCUCAAUAGGUGGGGUAGUGGCAAGCCUCGUGGUUUGGACAGAGAGACAAGACAGGCGUUGGUGUGGAUGAUCGAGACGUGUACGAGACAGCCUUCGUUCUCCGUUGCGCGGACCAGACUUGCUUCGGUGGCUGCGAGGACAUUGAGAGAGGCACAAGAGUCGUUGUCCAUCUGA